UCGGCACGAGCGACCGUGGAAGCUCUAGAAACGUCUAGCGCGAGGCUGGCAGAUGCUGCGUCACUGCGCGAGAACGAGGAGAGAGACACGUUUAGCAGACAGUACAAGAGUUGGUCGGCGUCGUUUUUCCCGUUUAUUUUUUCCACUCGUUCCUACUUUUAACGGCUAGCUAAUUAAACGAAAAAUUAACCCUAAACAGGACCGCACACAGGGGCAAUAGCAGUCCAGAGAAGAAAGAAUCCCAUUAGAUACAGAGAUGCAGCCGGCAACUGCCAAGUGGUACGACAGGCGAGAUAACGUCUUUAUUGAAUUUUGUGUAGAAGACAGCAAAGAUGUCCAAGUGAAAUUUGAAAAUUCAAAGUUUAAUUUCAGUUGUGUUGGUGGAACAGAUAACCUGAAACAUCAAAAUGAAAUUGACCUCUUUGAUGUCAUUGAUCCAAAUGAAUCCAAACACAAACGCACAGACCGGUCUGUUUUGUGUUGUUUACGAAAAUCAGAAUCUGGAAAGUCAUGGCCGAGAUUAACAAAAGACAAGGCAAAGCUAAAUUGGCUUAGUGUCGACUUCAACAAUUGGAAAGACUGGGAGGAUGAUUCCGACGAGGAGCUGUCUAACUUUGAUCGGUUCUCACAGAUGAUGAACAACAUGGGGGGUGAUGAUGACCUUCCAGAAGUGGACGGGGCAGAAGAUGACUCGGCUGACAGCGAUGACGAAAAAAUGCCAGACUUGGAGUGAAAUCAGUCCCAUAGGAACCUCUGUGGCAGCUGGAGAGAGGUCACAAAGCAGUUAUUUUGGAAAGAAAAAAAGAACCAUAUAGGUAUGAGCUGGUAGCCAUAAAAACAAUUGCAUCUUUUGAAAAAGCAGUUUUCCAGACCGUUUGAGAAAUUAAGCCAGGCUUGACCGAAGGUCGAUAUGCAUACCUUUUGUACACAGCUAUCUCCAGCCACUGGCAUUGCUGUGCUAUAGUCUUCUAUUCUGCAUGGACUAUCUAAAGUUUCCAUGAUGUGUUGUGAAGUAUAGUUAUUGUCCAUUAAUCAAAAAUCAAUGGCUGCAUUGAAAGAUAUUGAAGGUUUGAAGCUUAAAAUUAAGUCUUACACCCCCCUCCCUUUUUGUUAACAUCAAUGUGGUUCUGUACAAAACAAAAAGUUAACAUAGUUUCUAAUGAAGACAACUGAAAAAAACUAAGGAUUUCAAAACAACCUAUAUUUUCAAUAAAGUUUUGUUCCUUUUUUAAUUAAAAACCUUUUUCCCCUGUGUUGUUACUACUGUAAAUUGAAUCCAUUUAUUUUAUAAGACAAGUCUUCGGUGGGCCUGAAAGCAAGUGUGUAUGUGUGUUAAUGACUGUGAUUAUUCUUCGUCAGCCAUCAAUAUCAAGUGGUCGGCCAUUUUGAUUGAUGUGGAUGUGGGCUUUCGUUUUCCUUAUUGGUUUCAGAGUUCCCUGCUUUUCUUACUAAGAAAAUUCUGAACUGCUGUUUUCAGUGUAUUCGUGAGUUGCACAACCAUAUCUGUUCAAAUGUAAAUUUUCUGUAAAACAAAAAGUGCUUUACCUCAGCACUUGCCUUUCCUGUCAAUCAUGAUGCAUGACAUCACAAUGCACAUGAAAUUGUGUGUAAGCAAAAUCGAGUGUUUGAAUGGCUGUACCAUUGGUGUUUCUCUGACUGAAAUGUGAGUUGAAUGCAGCCGUUUUUUUUAUAUGGACCUCAAAAAAGAACAAAAUAUGGGUAACAUUUGAUGACUAAAUUUGUAUUUGUACUGUCAGAAUAUAAAUGCAAAUGUGGAUAAAGUCAAAUUAAUACACUAUUAGUUUGUCAGCCUGUCUGCUUUGCACAGGAAGAACUUAAGUUUGUGUUAAGUGCAGUGGGGAAUUUUUGUCUACAUCUUUCUAAUAAACUGUCAAAGACAUUUA
This is a messenger RNA of Conger conger (European conger), 1904 nucleotides long. It is a transcript of the gene ptges3a, whose product is annotated as prostaglandin E synthase 3a (cytosolic). Lineage: Eukaryota; Metazoa; Chordata; Actinopteri; Anguilliformes; Congridae. The transcript is spliced from 8 exons. The record is from RefSeq and is a predicted model, not a curated record. The coding region runs from base 257 to 733 and encodes 158 amino acids. Gene Ontology annotation, cellular component: cytosol; nucleus. Gene Ontology annotation, molecular function: protein-folding chaperone binding; prostaglandin-E synthase activity; Hsp90 protein binding. Gene Ontology annotation, biological process: telomerase holoenzyme complex assembly; protein folding; chaperone-mediated protein complex assembly.